This is a messenger RNA of Daldinia decipiens, 2275 nucleotides long. RefSeq lists its product as uncharacterized. The transcript has 8 exons. Bases 160 to 1941 code for a protein of 593 amino acids. Lineage: Eukaryota; Fungi; Ascomycota; Sordariomycetes; Xylariales; Hypoxylaceae. The record is from RefSeq and is a predicted model, not a curated record.
CGGGAACAAGCCAACAUCUCAGGAAACACCCAAUGGGUUUUUAGCCACAUCGCCUUACAUUUUCAAUAAUACGAGGACUGAACUAUUCAACUACACCGCAUUAGAUCUUUUGAAUCAGUGCCCGUUCACUUGGCGUAGUCCGCUUUGCCAUAUUUCAAGAUGACUAGUCUUUCGGCCCUAUCGGAGACCGAGAUGCGUCUCUUCAAUCAAGUCUGCGGGGCUGUAAAUGCCACGAACGAAAGUCAAAAGGACCUACUCAAGUCGUUUAUAUGUAACGAGUUAUCUCCUGAAUGGGCCCGCUUGGUGUCAUUGGCUGAAUCGAAUGGUCCCUUGGGUGUGCUAUCAGAGGACGAGUUGAAGUAUCUAAACGCUCUUCAAUCAGCUAGUCGCAGCCACCGAUCAACUCAAUCCCAUGCGGAAGUGGAUAUAUUUUCUGAGAUGCCAUUUAGUCAGAAGACUAUUGAUCAUAACAUGGUCAAGGCUGCUCUCCAUGACAUUAAUCAGUAUAAUAAUGUCCUUGAGAAACUUCUGGUGAAAUACAAAGAUUAUGUUCGCCGUAGCAUUGUUAACUUACAGCAACCUCCAGAAACCAAUGAUGAAGUGUCUAUGGUAAAGCAGAAGAUCUUUGCUCUGUCUCACAGGAAAGAUUUACUCAAAUCAAAGAUCCACAACCUAGAAAAUAAAAUCAGCCACCAUACUGAUCAACUUGAAGAGAUCGGUCAAAUCAAGUCCACCUUGUUAGAGACAGAUGACAAUGAAAGGUUAAAACCCGUUGCCCUAAAGCAAGUUUUCGAAACCACGAUUGUAUCCUAUGAUCAUAUCCUUGGUAGAUUAAAUGCCUUAUAUUGUGAGUUAGGCGACGAUGUUAUCGAUGACGAUGCGAUUCUUCGGACAGCCAGACGCCAUGCCAAUCAGAUCGUCUUAUCACUAGCUACAAAAUGCCGCGCAUCAUUAGAUACUGUUUUUCUGGAGACGUCUGCUACUCCUAAUAAACGCGUUUCUUUUGCGCCUGACAAUGCGCAAGCCAUUAAUGAUGAGCGCGAUGAUGUAUAUGCCGAAAUAAAAUCUCUGUGGGAUGAGAUGGUGCCGCUUGCGCAUAUGGUGGUAGAAAAAGAAUUUCUCAAGCCUAUCCUGGAGAAGGUCGAAACGUGCUCUGAGCGUCAGACUAUACGUGAUGCAACCGUUUCUCGCUAUACGUCUGCUAUUCUUGGUUUCAUGAAUGAACGUCUCCGUCUCCUAGCAGAUCGUAUUAAGAUGUUAGCUUAUCAUCACCAAUCCCUUCUCAGCACGUUUACCCAUAUGAACAACACACCAGACCUAGACGUAACCAAAAGACUAGCCAAGAAUCCCCCUUCAGACCAAAAAAAAGGAAGCAGCAAAGUAAAGGACCACACAUUGCUUGAGAGUAUUCGGCGUCAGAUGGAACUCUACGGCCCCGUCCCGAUAGACGUUGAUAAAGCUAAUCCGCUCACCCCACACAUGCAAAUUAGAAAGCUUGACCACUAUGUCACUUCACGACAGAAGAAGGGCAAUGAUCUCUCAAAAGAUAUACAUCAGUUCUUCGAGAAAGCCGCCAAGGCUGAGCUUACAGAUGCAGAACUCGGAUCCCAACUCCUCCUAGACUCCAUAAUAGCCGAUAGCGCCGCCGCCAGCUCUCAAAUGGGUGGACAUGUCUAUGAAGAUCAACAAGUCGAGGACUCAGUUACUACGUUGAAAUCCCAAGCUGGGGAAAUCCAAACGGUCUUUAGACAGCUUCGGGAGGAUGGGGCUGAUCCCUCGAUCUCAGCUCCUGACUUUAUUGCAUAUGCUCACAGUCAGGCAGCGAAACAAUUCUCCUACAAGGGUGGUGAAGGCAUUUCUCUCGCCAAGGGCCAAGAACAAUGUCCUAAACUCGCAGCUCUCAUCCACGAUUGGGGUGACUCAGUAAGUUUUACCAGCUAGGUCUUAGAUAAUCUGAAAUGAAAAAUUACAUUUGAGGUGCCAGGACUCUUAACUCAUGUUGCUCUCCAAUACACGUUCGCGACUUGGGGUUUUUACAAAGCCUCGGCCUAUAUACGUAUACCGGAGUGUCUAAACUAUAGCAAUAUGAACGUCAAAAUCGAGUACUUGUGAAUACUAAAUAGUAAACGCUGCAGCUCAAUGUCUAGCUUUAUCUUCCAGUGUUGUAUUAUUAUCGUCAAUAAUGUAAAAACUUCUUUAGUUUGAAAACGGAUUCUAAUUCGAGCCGAAAGCUCGAUUAGGAGAAGUUCAACAAUUCGGGUCUUUGUUUACACUG